Messenger RNA from Paramecium octaurelia, 463 nucleotides. Lineage: Eukaryota; Ciliophora; Oligohymenophorea; Peniculida; Parameciidae. The record is from the annotation of a GenBank genome assembly.
AUGUAAUCAUAAGGUUAAGCUUCACUAUAAAUUGAACAUUACAUAAUAGAAAGAGGUGGUUUAGGUGUAGGUGCUUUUGGGAAAGUGAAGUGUACCUGAUAUAGAAUAAGUAUAAUAGUGGCUAAGCACAAUAUUACAAACACUUAUGUGGCAAUUAAAAUCAUCAAUAAAAAAAAGAUAAAGAACUCAAGAAUGGAAGCUAAGAUUAGAAGAGAGAUAACGUUGCUGAGAUACUUCAAUCAUCCGAAUGUGAUUAAACUAUACGAAGUACUUGAUACUCCUGGUGACAUCUUUUUGGUAAUGGAAUAUGCACAAAGAGGUGAACUAUUUGAUCUGAUUGCCUAAAGAGGUAAAUUGUCAGAGGCAGAGGCUCGUAAUUUCUUUUUAUAAAUAUUAAGUGGACUUGAGUAUUGUCACAAUAAUCGUGUUGCUCAUAGAGAUCUUAAACCUGAAAAUAUAUUGA